Molecule: messenger RNA, 3688 nt
Organism: Psammomys obesus (fat sand rat)
Lineage: Eukaryota; Metazoa; Chordata; Mammalia; Rodentia; Muridae
Gene: Slc29a1
Product: solute carrier family 29 member 1 (Augustine blood group)
Exons: 14
Coding region: 400-1779 (459 amino acids)
Biological process (GO): nucleoside transmembrane transport; uridine transmembrane transport
Cellular component (GO): plasma membrane
Molecular function (GO): nucleoside transmembrane transporter activity
Source: RefSeq, a predicted model, not a curated record
GGGUUUGAAAGCGCUCGGGCGGGCGCGGGAAGCUCCGGCUGGUCGAGCGCGCAGAUUUCCUCUCGGGCGGUGACCUUCUCCAGCAGCUACAGGGUGGCCCUUUAUCUGUCGCAGCUUCUCUGGUGCUUCCAGCUUCUGCAGCUUCUGGGCUUGUGAGACUCUGCUGAAUUGGGGCCCCUUGAGGCCUGAGGGAUUCUCUCCUGAUAAGCCUUUGCCACCUUUUUCACUCUGGACCCUCACCCAGGACCCAGCCUUCUUCCUGAGUCUGAGCUAGGACCCCCUGCUGGGGACCACCCAGGUUCCUUUGACUCUAACCUUCACACCACCAUAGACUCUACGAAUUUGCAAGAGCCAAAGGGAGGGAGCUUCCAGCCAGACACAGCCGAGAACACUGGAACCAUGACAACCAGCCACCAGCCUCAGGACAGGUAUAAGGCAGUAUGGCUUAUCUUCUUCGUGCUGGGCCUGGGGACAUUGCUCCCCUGGAAUUUUUUUAUCACAGCAACUGAGUAUUUCAAAAACCGCCUGGACCUGUCCCAGAAUAUGUCCUCGGUCACUGACAGAACAAGCAAGGACACCGAGGCCUUGGCUGACCCCACAGUGUCCUUGCCAGAGGGACGCCACUCUCUCAGUGCCAUCUUCAACAAUGUCAUGACCCUGUGCGCCAUGUUGCCCCUGCUGCUCUUCACCUGCCUCAACUCUUUUCUGCAUCAGAGGAUCUCUCAGUCUGUUCGGAUCUUGGGCGGCCUGGUGGCUAUCCUGCUACUGUUCCUCAUCACUGCCGUCCUGGUGAAGGUGGAGAUGGAGGCUCUGUCCUUCUUCAUCAUCACCAUGAUCAAGAUCAUGCUCAUUAAUUCAUUUGGUGCUGUUUUGCAAGCCAGCCUUUUUGGUCUGGCUGGUGUCCUGCCGGCCAACUACACAGCCCCCAUCAUGAGUGGCCAAGGCCUGGCUGGCUUCUUCAGCUCUGUGGCGAUGAUCUGUGCCAUUGCCAGUGGUUCCAAGCUGUCAGAAAGUGCCUUUGGCUAUUUCAUCACAGCCUGUGCAGUUAUUGUUUUAGCUAUAUUGUGUUACCUGGCUCUGCCUCGGAUGGAAUUCUAUCGCUAUUACGUGCAGCUCAACCUGGAGGGGCCUUCAGAGCAGGAGACAAAGUUGGAUCUCAUCAGUAAAGGAGAGGAUCCAAGAGGAGGAAGAGAGGACUCUGGGGUGCCGGCCCCCAGCUCUCCACCCACCAGCAGAAAUCACUCUAUCAAAGCCAUACUUAAGAGUAUCUCCGUCCUGGCUCUGUCUGUCUGCUUCAUCUUUACAGUCACCAUUGGGUUGUUCCCUGCUGUGACUGCUGAGAUCAAAUCCAGCAUUGCAGGCACAAGUGCCUGGGAAAGCUAUUUCAUACCCGUGGCUUGUUUCUUGAAUUUCAAUGUCUUUGACUGGCUAGGCCGGAGCCUCACUGCUGUUUGCAUGUGGCCUGGAAAGGAUAGCUUCUGGUUGCCGGUUUUGGUGAUCGCCAGGAUCGUGUUUAUCCCCCUGCUGAUGCUAUGCAAUGUGAACGUGAAACAGCGCUACUACCUGCCUUCCAUCUUUAAGCAUGACGCCUGGUUCAUCGUCUUCAUGGCCGCCUUUGCCUUCUCCAAUGGCUACCUUGCCAGCCUCUGCAUGUGCUUCGGGCCCAAGAAAGUCAAACCAGCCGAGGCAGAGACAGCAGGAAACAUCAUGUCCUUCUUUCUGUGUCUGGGCCUGGCUCUGGGCGCUGUAUUAUCUUUCUUGUUAAGGGCACUGGUGUGACCACAUGGGCACAGAAGGACUGCACUGCCUGCCUGCUUCCUGCUCAUUUCCUUCCCUGCCCGGGAUGAGCAGGGGUCCAGAGGUUUGCUCUUCUAGCCGACCUCUACUUUCUUCUGGCCUGUGCUUGGCCCCGAUGGACUUGGGAUUGAGGGGUCAGAAUGGCAAGGGGCACGGUCUCUGACUGACAUCUCUGACUGGUUCCUGCUUGAGCGAAGCACAAGAGACUCCCAGGCAGAGUGAGAUCCGUCCUCUGACAAGGAUGGGGUGGAGGUGGAUGGCUGACUGCCGUAUCAUGUGAUCUUAUGUUCCCUCUCCCUCCUUUUUUUCUGUGCCUGUUCUCCAUGUCCCUGCUCCUUGUCAUUUUACUGCCUUUUUUUAUACUGACAGAAACCAGGUGCGUUCAGAGGCUCUCUGAUUAAAUAAACUUUUUUUUUUUUUCCUCCGCAGCUCCCUGUGUGUCCUCCCAAGGUUUAACUCCUUGGAGAGGAGAGGAGGCUGGCAGCCUGAGUCUAGGGGUUGAGCAUGACCCAAGGUUGGGCCUGGGUAUAGGGAGGAUAGAGCCUUUUAGUCUCAGAGGGACUGCAGUGCCCCCUACUGGGGCCACAGAGAAUAAACAGGCCUGGAGCCAAGAAACUCCAGACUGUGGCCCAGAUCUUGAAAGACAAGUUUUCUCUUCUGCUCACUCUCUCCCCCCCCCCCCCCCCGCCACCCCAAGUCCAGGUGUAGUUCAAGUUGUCAUCACAUUCCAUAUGUACCUGAGGAUGACCUUGUACUGUUCCUCCUGCCUUCACCUCUCCAGUGCUGGUGCCGCAGACAUGUACUACCAUGUCCUGGAUCUAGGGAUCAAAGCCAGGGUAUUUGUGCAUGCUAGGCUGGGAGGUGGCUCGGGCUCUUCCCAGCUGAGCUGCGCCCUAGCCCCUCUUUCUUAUUUCAGAGGACUGGACAUGGAGGCAGCUUUGGUUGUUUUCUUUGUCUUAACUGUUACCUUCCCCUCCCCCCACAAAUGCUGUCCUCAGCCCCUGGAACGAACUCUGCCAAACUGGCCAGCACCACCCCCAGCCGCUGGCCAUACUCCCACAUCCCUGGGCAGGAAAAGGCAGAGGCCUGGGUUCUCUCCCUUACCUUGGCUCCAGGCCCUGACACCAAAGCCCAGGGCUGCCAGACUUCCUGGAGAACAACGGACCUAUGUGUCCUCAUGUUGGAGUUGGACCUUCCCAUUCUCCAACCACACUGUGGUCUGAGGAAGGGUGGGUUGGGAUGGGAUGGGAGACUGUCUCAGUGGAGGGGGCACUAGUCCUGGUGCCCCACUGGAGGAGAGAGGAACACCGACCCUAAGCACCCCCCAGUCCCAGCCCUGGGAGGUGGCUCAGGCUUUUCCCAAAGAGCCAGCAACUUUUGCUCUCCUCCCCCACUCCCACCCCCACCCCCCAGGCCCCAGGGCUGUUUGCUCUUUGGUUCUUGACCAGCUGAUGGCUACAGAGUUGGCCCAACUCUUGGGACUUCCUUUUUUACAGAAAUUUCAUUUAAAACAGUGGUUCUCAGCCUUCCUAAUGCUGCAACCCCAUAAUAAUAUAGUUCCUCUUGUGGUGAGCCCUAGCCAUAAAAUUAUUUUUGUUGCUACUUCAUAACUGCAGUUUUGCUGCUGCUAUGAAUGUAAAUUUGUUUUGUGAUGGUCUUAGACCCCUCCACACACACACACCAAAGGUCACAACCCACAGGUUAAGAACCGCUGAUUUAAACAAAGGUUUCAGACCUUUAUGGGUAAUAGUGGUUUUUUGUUUUGUUUCCUGAAACAGGGUUUCCCUAUGUAGCCCUGGUUGUCCUGGAACUCUAGACCAGGCUGGUCUCGAACUCUGAGAUCUGCCUGCCUCUGCCUCCAGAGUGCUAGGAUUAAAGGUGUUUACCAUCA